Molecule: messenger RNA, 3864 nt
Organism: Thermothielavioides terrestris NRRL 8126
Lineage: Eukaryota; Fungi; Ascomycota; Sordariomycetes; Sordariales; Chaetomiaceae
Exons: 3
Coding region: 423-3443 (1006 amino acids)
Biological process (GO): DNA-templated transcription
Cellular component (GO): nucleus
Molecular function (GO): DNA binding; zinc ion binding
Source: RefSeq, a predicted model, not a curated record
UCCUCGGUUGCCUCGAGGGAACAAUGGCACACUCACUUGCACGACCCAACAGGGCUCCAACAAGGCGGUCAGCACGGGGAACCCGGCCACCCUGUCACUGGUCUCCGUCUUGCAACUCAAUUGCCGCGUGGGAAUCGUGCUUACAGAGCAGAAAUUCCGAAUGAUUUGAUCGAUUUGAAUUAGUUACAUUUUCGGCUCGACUUGGAGGAAGAAAAGCCCCCCUGCAGAGCGGGCGCCAUGUUACUUGACGACGACGCCACAGCCUCGAUUAGUCCGGAUGUCGAGAAGCCGCAGGGCUCCGGUGCCGACUGCGCCGGUGUCACAGACGGCGCCGCCGUGAAGCAGGACGCCCGGCCGCCGCCGCGGAAGCGGAGGCGGAUAAUCAUCUCGUGCACCGAGUGCCACCGGCGGAAGCAAAAGGCAUGGAAUGGGCUCCUAUCUUUCAUGCACGAGUCUGUCGUGCCGUCUUUGCGCACUCCGAGCUGACACACGCCCGGCAGUGCAACCGCGGGUUCCCGUGCCAGAACUGCAUCUCGCGCAACAAGGAGAGCGCGUGCAGGUACGAGACGGGCGCGCCCACCGCCAAGAAGCAUGGCAGGCUAGCAACCACGGGCACCGGCUCCGGCGCGGGUACGGUGCCAACCCCUCCGGACGACACCCGCACCACGUCCGAAGACGCGAGGCGUGGCGACGCCGCCGCCGUCAAGUCCAUCACCAGAACCAUCACCACCUCUUCCACCUCUUCCUCCUCCGCCUCCUCCACCUCGAUUCCCACCCCCACCACCGAAGCUGCAACAAGCAUCCCCACCAAGGUCGCCACCUUCGGCUACUCCCACACCGGCCUCAACACGCUCGGCUUCCUGCACCACCUCGAAACCGCCCACCCGCAGUCCUCCUCCGACGACACCGUCCUCACCCCCAACAGCAUCCACAACAGCAGCAGCAGCAGCAACAGCGCCGCCGACCCCGGCACCCCGGCCACCCGCGACCGCUACCGCGCCCUGAUCCGCCAGCUGCCCCCGCGCCGCUCCAUCGAGCGCCUCGCGGCGCUCUACUUCGACGAGUUCAACUGGCAGUACGGCGCGCUCGACCGCGACGUGUUCGACGAGCAGCUCGCCGCCUGGUACCGGCUGCCGUACUGCCUGCUGACGGGCGCGGCGGGGCCGGGGGCGGCUGCGCAGGGAGGAGGAGGAGGAGGAGGAGGGGGUCGGGGCGGGUGUGGAGCUGGCGGGCUGCUGGGCGCGGAGCUGCGGGCGUUUCCGGCCGUGGUGUUUCAGGUGUGCGCUGUUUCGUUGCUGGUCGUGGAGGAGGGUGAGGGUGAGGACAGGGACGGUGAAGGGUUUGAGGAGCUCAAGUACGCCGGCGGGAUGACGUUUGAGGACCUGGCGAGGGAGUACAGCGAGGCCGGGGUCGAGGUGCUCAGCGUGCUGGGGAAGAGGGGCAUGGGGCUGAAUACCGUGCUCGCGGGGUGGUUGAGGGCCGGGUUUUUGAAGUAUGUCGGGCUGGUCACCGAGUCGUGGCACGCCGUCGGUGCGGCGAUCCGCGACGCGCAGGAGAUCGGCAUGCACCGCGACAGCCUGGACCCGAAGCCGGCCGACGACAGCGCCGAGGCCGCGCUCGAGAAGCAGUGGGAGAUCCAGCGCCGCCGGAAGGUGUGGAUGACGCUCACCAUGUGGGACGUGCACAUGGCCUGCGUGCUCGGCCGCCCGACGACCAUCGACCUCCGCAUGGCGCCGCCAUCGCUGCCCGUCGACGCGCCCGAGCCGAGGGACCGCUCCAAGACGCCCGUCCUGCCGCGCGGCGAGAACGACCCGCCGACGCCGCUGUCGCGGAGCCUCUGGGGCUGCCAGCUGAUGCGCCCGAUGCGCGAGAUCCUCGAGCUGGAGAAGGAGGGCCCCUGCCCCAAGGACUUCGGCCGGGUCGACCGCGUGCACAACGAGCUGGUCGACCUGGACGCGCGCACGCCGGCCUACUUCCGGCUCGAGAACCCGGACACGCGCUUCGACGCCCUGCCCGAGUGCGCCUGGCUGCCGCAGGCCCGCGUCUUCCUGCCGCAGCUGACCUCGUUCGAGCUCAUGGCGCUGCACCGGCCCUACAUCUUCACCCGCCCGCGCAGCCGCACCGAGGCGCUCAAGGCGAGCCUCGACAUGCUGCACGCCCAGCGGCUGCAGUUUAUGAUGCUCGAUCCGAGGAUGUACAACACAUUCUCCCUCUUCUUCGGCACCUUCGACGCCAUCGUGCUGAUGGCGUCCAUCUACAUCCUGUUUCCCAAGGAGCACCCGGACUUGGUGCCGACGGCGAUCCAACACUUCCGGUGGGCCGUCGAGCGCUUCGAGGCCAUGGCGUCCCGCAACCCGCUGGCCAAGGCCGCCCUCGGCGUCCUCCGCGCCAUCUGCCUCCGCCUGAGGCGCGCGCUCGGCAUGUCCAUGAAGACCAUGCGCGCCAUGCUGGCCCAGCCGUCGGCGCCGCCCGGCCGCCUCAGCACCGCCACCAACACCAACACCAGCACCAGCAACGCCAGCACCAGCGCAAAAGACCCCUUCCCCCCGCCGCAGCAGCAGAUGCCGCUAGCCCAGGUGCAUCAGCACCACCACUCUGGCCACGACCAUGGAAGCAGCAGCGGCAGCGGCAGCGGCAGCGGUGCCGAUGGGGGUACUGGUAGCGGUACCGGCUCAAUGCUCACCCCCGCCACGUCCGCGUCCGCCCCCGCGUCCGCGUCCAACCCGACACCCACGCCCACGCCGGAGUUCGGUUUCAACUUUGAUUUCAAUCUCGACCCGGAUCUGUUCCGCUCCGGCGCCGGAGCCGGAGCAGGAGCCGGCACGGCCGAUACAGGCACAGGUGGUCGUACUGACUCGGGUGAUGGUGGUGGUGGCGGAGGAGGUGGUGGUGGUGGUGGGCCAGGCGUUGCCGCUUUCGACUGGACGCCGCCGAGCGACUUUGACUGGGCCAGCCUGCAGCCUAUCUAUGCCACCAGCGAUCUGAUCUAUCACGACCUGGCUGCGACGGGGCCGGUGGCAGGCGGUGGUGGUGGUGGUGGUGGUGGUGACAGUGAAGGUGGUGGUGGGUCAGUGUGGGGGUAUCCCGCUGCUUCUGCUGGUGGGUAUGGUUCUGGCGCCGGUGCUGGUGCUACGCCUAGCGGCGCUACUCCUACCGGUGCUACUACUACCAGCAGUAGUAGUGGCGGCGGCGGCGGUGGUGAUGGUACCAUGGGCAUGGACCGGGCGGGGCUAGGUAUGGGCAUGGACACAAGCAUGGGCACGGGCAUGGGCAUGGGCGCGGACACGGGUGUGGGCGUGGAUGUUGGCGUAGGCGCAAGCAUGAAAGAGCUAGAUGCGCUGGCUGCCCUGGCCCCGGCCGGCCCGCCCACGUUCUGCCAUUUCGGCGGCCAGUUUGGCGACGACAGCGUGUGGAGCCUGCUGAACCAGUAUGCGCCCUUUUAGAUGGGGGGCUGUGAGACAUAACCUAGUGGUUGCGUGCUCGGUUGGAUAUAGACACCUGGGAAAUUGAAAAAAACGCGCCCUGGGAGGAGUCUCGGUGCGCUCGUUGGCGUCAGCGUGCGGUUGAUUGGGUGCUGCCGUGCUGCCGUGGCGAUGAGAUGGAGAGAGUGAGAGAUAUGCUGCUUUCUGUGGUUUCUGUGACGUGCAUUGGCUAUCUACCUGCGGGCAUUGCGCGGCAUGUAAGACGAGCGCCGAGUUUGUUCCGCCACCACCUGCGAUGCGAUGCCUAUGCGCUGACGGGAGGAAACAACUCGGAACGGCAGACCGCCUCGAUGUACCCCGUAGGCGCAUCCUGUGUUGUGUAAUGGCGACUCUACCUAGGACCUCGCGACUGAGUAUGGUGUGGUCUAUGGGCAUCUAGAAC